CUAACCAGUUACCAGAGUUACCAGUGGAUGGAUAAUGGCGACCAGACCACAGUCACCACAGAGCUCUUGUCUCUUUCCCAUCUCCUCUCUUUAUAGAUGACAGAUUGCAUUGGCACUUUGUUGGAGAGCAGCGCUCUCAGCUAGUCCCUCUCUCACUCACCACUCUCUUUCUCUACUCUAAUGGCACACUCUCAUUCUCUUCUUCUCUCUCUCACUCUUACCGCCUUCUUCUUAUCGUUCUUGGCUUCCGUCUGUAUCUCCGUUUCAGUUGCAGAGAAGCCCAAAACCUUCAUUGUUCAAGUCCAACACGACGCCAAACCCUCAAUUUUCUCCACUCAUAAGCACUGGUAUGAGUCUUCCCUCAAAUCCAUAUCUUCCCAAAUCUCCCCUGACGAUACAACCACCUCCUCUGUUGCUUCUCAUGAGGGAAGCCGUAUCAUUCACACUUACCAAACCGUCUUCCACGGCUUCUCUGCAAAGCUCUCUCCUUCCGAGGCUCAGAGGCUCCAAGACCUCACUGGAGUACUCGCUGUCAUCCCUGAACAGGUCCGGCACCUCCAAACCACGCGAUCCCCGCAGUUCCUAGGCUUGAAAACCGGAGACAGCUCUGGCUUGCUCAAGGAGUCCGACUUCGGCUCAGAUCUUGUGAUAGGAGUCAUCGACACUGGAAUCUGGCCCGAAAGGCAGAGCUUCAACGAUCGGGAUCUGGGUCCCGUUCCCAACAAAUGGAAGGGAGAGUGCGUCGUGUCCAAGGACUUCACCGCCACCUCAUGCAAUCGGAAAUUGAUCGGGGCUAGGUUUUUCUCCAAUGGCUAUGAGGCUACCAAUGGUAAAAUGAACGAGACUUCGGAAUACCGUUCUCCCAGGGACUCCGACGGUCACGGCACCCACACCGCCUCCAUCGCCGCCGGUAGGUACGUCUUCCCUGCAUCCACUUUGGGCUACGCGAGUGGCAUCGCUGCUGGGAUGGCCCCUAAGGCCCGCCUUGCCGCCUACAAGGUCUGCUGGACUGCUGGCUGUUACGACUCCGACAUCCUUGCUGCUUUCGAUGCCGCCGUGUCGGACGGGGUCGACGUCGUAUCACUCAGCGUCGGUGGUGUCGUGGUGCCGUACUACCUCGACGCUAUUGCUAUCGGCGCAUUUGGCGCUGCCGACCACGGUGUAUUUGUCUCUGCUUCCGCAGGAAAUGGCGGUCCAGGUGGGCUCACAGUCACCAAUGUCGCACCCUGGGUCACCACUGUGGGCGCCGGCUCUAUCGACAGGGACUUCCCCGCCGAUGUGAAGCUCGGUGACGGCAGAGUAAUCUCCGGCGUCAGUGUCUACAGCGGCCCCGGUUUGGCUCCGGGCAAGCUAUUCCCGCUAAUCUACGCAGGAAGCGAAGGUGGGGACGGCUACUCCGCCUCACUCUGCUUGGAAGGUGCACUGGACCCGAACGUGGUGAGGGGGAAGAUCGUGUUGUGCGACAGAGGGAUCAACUCCAGAGCUGCCAAAGGGGACGUGGUGAGGAAGGCUGGCGGGGUUGGGAUGAUAUUGGCCAACGGCGUCUUCGAUGGUGAAGGUUUGGUGGCCGACUGCCACGUGUUGCCGGCAACCGCAGUCGGGGCUUCCGGGGGCGAUGAGAUACGAAGAUACAUCAGCGCGGCCAACAGUGGAACUAAGAAUGGCGAGAAGGGACGGGCGACGGCGACGAUCACCUUCAGGGGAACCCGUCUGGGGGUCCAGCCGGCCCCAGUAGUGGCAUCGUUCUCGGCCAGAGGGCCAAACCCGGAGUCACCGGAGAUACUGAAACCAGACGUGGUAGCACCGGGAUUGAACAUACUGGCGGCGUGGCCGGAGGGGAUAGGGCCGUCGGGUUUGCCGUCGGACAAGCGGAGCACGGAAUUCAACAUACUGUCGGGCACAUCCAUGGCGUGCCCACAUGUGUCUGGGCUGGCUGCACUGCUGAAAGCAGCUCACCCGGAAUGGAGCCCAGCGGCCAUCCGAUCUGCUCUAAUGACCACUGCCUAUGUGGUGGACAAUCGUGGUGGGACGAUGCUUGAUGAAUCGUCGGGGAAUACCUCAACGGUCAUGGAUUACGGAGCAGGGCAUGUAAACCCCCAGAAAGCCAUGGAUCCAGGUCUAGUCUACGACAUCUCUACCUACGACUACGUGGAUUUCCUCUGCAACUCAAACUACUCUGGGAAGAAUAUCCAAUCCGUCACCAGGAAGAACGCCGAUUGCAGCGGAGCUCGCCGGGCGGGACACGUGGGCAAUCUCAACUACCCAUCGUUGACAAUGGUAUUCCAGCAGUUGGGCGACGGAACGGAGCAGAAGCCGCAGGAGCCAGGGCGAACGAGGAUGUCGACACACUUCAUCAGGACGGUGACGAACGUGGGGGAACCUAAAUCGGUAUAUGAAUUAACGGUGAAGCCUCCGAGUGGGACCACGGUGACGGUGCAGCCUGAGAAGCUGGUAUUCAGGAGAGUGGGUCAAAAGCUGAGCUUUUUGGUGAGGGUAAAGGCCACGCCCGUCAAGCUUUCCCCUGGGAGCUCAACCAUGACGAGCGGCUCGCUGGCCUGGUCUGAUGGAAAGUAUGUAGUUACUAGCCCCAUUGUGGUUACAAUGCAGCAGCCCCUAUGAGUGAGAGUUUAGGGUUCUGACAAUUUGAGAGAGAAAGAGCGGACCUGAAUGGUUGUUCGCGUUUAAGGCUUUUAAGCGAUCUCCCCCGCCCCUCUUGCCCGGUCAAUUUUCCCACUUUGUUUCAUCCUUAAAAAUUAUGGGUCAUGGAUCAUCAAGUCUUUACUGUUUUGUGUUCCAACUUGUAAGAGGUAUUGUAGUUUAUGUUUUUUUCUGCAAAUUGCUGAACGAGGGAAGGGAUUGGUGGUGGUGUUGGCUGUACAGUACAGAAAAGUGAGGAUGAGGAGUCCUCCUAUCUUCAAUCGUUAUGUCAUUUUGUAAUUUUAAAAUCCAGGCGAUGAAUGUCUGUAUCACAGUAA
Messenger RNA from Macadamia integrifolia, 2975 nucleotides. Its product is annotated as subtilisin-like protease SBT1.5. Gene Ontology annotation, biological process: proteolysis. The coding region runs from base 181 to 2619 and encodes 812 amino acids. The record is from RefSeq and is a predicted model, not a curated record. The transcript has a single exon. Lineage: Eukaryota; Viridiplantae; Streptophyta; Magnoliopsida; Proteales; Proteaceae. Gene Ontology annotation, molecular function: serine-type endopeptidase activity.